Molecule: messenger RNA, 180 nt
Organism: Trichomonas vaginalis G3
Lineage: Eukaryota; Parabasalia; Trichomonadida; Trichomonadidae
Product: cyclin-dependent kinase inhibitor 2C-related family
Exons: 1
Coding region: 1-180 (59 amino acids)
Cellular component (GO): cytoplasm; nucleus
Molecular function (GO): protein binding
Source: RefSeq, a predicted model, not a curated record
AUGGCCGAAUAUCUUCUUUCACAUGGUGCAAAUAUCAAUGAAAAAGAUAACUUAUCGGAAACUGCGCUUCAUAGCGCAGCAGGAAAAAGUAAUAAAGAUAUGAUCGAAUUUCUCCUUUCACAUGGUGCAAAUAUCCUUGAAAAAAUAUUUUUAAUGAUACUGUUCUUCAUAAAGCAAUAA